Prunus armeniaca (apricot) is the source of this 540-nucleotide messenger RNA. Lineage: Eukaryota; Viridiplantae; Streptophyta; Magnoliopsida; Rosales; Rosaceae. The record is from the annotation of a GenBank genome assembly.
AUGCUCAGUAUUACAGUAGUUCUAGGUGGCCUAUUUGACAGCUCAACGUCAAGAACACCUUCCUCCUUAGCCCUCUAUUUGAAGAGGUCUAUAUGUAGCAACCCUAUGGGUUUAUGGAUCCUAGCCGGCCACAACAUGUCUGCAAACUUCACAAGGCUAUCUACGGCCUUAAACAAACACCACGCGCUUGGUUCCAAUGAUCAAUCUCAUAAUAUGAUUUUACUUGUCUACAUUGACGACAUCAUACUCACGGGGAGCAAUCAGUCACAUUUAAAUGCCUUUAUUGAUAUGUUGGGCGCCGACUUUGAUGUUAAAGACCUUGGCAAGUUACAUUAUUUCCUUGGCAUCGCAAUCACCUAUCACUCUGAUUCUGUUCAUCUCAAUCCAACCAAAAAUGCCCUUGGUAUUCUCAAAAGAAGCAAUAUGCAAGAUUGUAAACCGAUCUUUACACUAAUGGCUUCUAAAGGCAACCUUUCUCACACUCAUGGCAUGGCUUUGCCUGAACCCACUGUCUAUAGACAACUUGUCAGUGUUCUAUAG